Molecule: messenger RNA, 5640 nt
Organism: Oncorhynchus keta (chum salmon)
Lineage: Eukaryota; Metazoa; Chordata; Actinopteri; Salmoniformes; Salmonidae
Product: histone-lysine N-methyltransferase SETD2
Exons: 16
Coding region: 1-4680 (1559 amino acids)
Biological process (GO): regulation of DNA-templated transcription
Cellular component (GO): chromosome
Molecular function (GO): protein binding; histone H3K36 methyltransferase activity
Source: RefSeq, a predicted model, not a curated record
AUGACAAUCCCCAGACUGGAACUUGCUGCAGCAACAUUGGCAGUGCGAGUGGACAGGAUGUUAAAGUUGGAGCUCCAGAUUGAACUUGAGGAGUCAACUUUUUGGACGGACAGCCAGUCUGUGCUAAAAUACAUCCGCAAUGAUACCAAGAGAUUCCAUACCUUUGUGGCUAAUAGGGUUGCUAUGAUCCGUGACCUAUCGAAAGCAAAACAGUGGAGGUAUUUGAACUCAAAACACAACCCAGCCGAUGAUGCCUCAAGAGGAUUAUACGUUGAAAUGUUCCUGAACUCAAAGAGAUGGCAUAAAGGACCAGAAUUCCUGGAGAAACCAGAAACUCAAUGGCCGAAAGUCCCCGAGGAGCUUGGCUCCAUCCCUCCGGAUGAUCCAGAGGUUGGCCACUCUGGGAGAGGUCACAUGCUUUCUAGACUUCGCCAGCGAUAUUGGAUACCCUGUGCCAACUCUUUAGCAAGGAAGAUCCUUAAGAGCUGUGUCUUUUGCAGGCGGAUGCAAGCUAGAGCUGGAGAACAGAAGAUGGCCGACCUUCCACAAGAUCGGGUGUCACCUGAUUUGCCGCCUUUCACCCAUGUGGGCAUAGAUUACUUCGGCCCCAUAGAGGUGAAGCGAGGCCGCGUUCAUGUGAAGCGUUAUGGUGUGAUCUUUACUUGCCUUGCUAAGCCAGUCCUGCCACCAGGACUAUUCCAGAGAAGCGACCUAUACUCACGAAGGAGAUGGAAGCAAGUACAAUAUAUCACUGACCUCUUCUGGAAGAGAUGGAUCAGGGAGUAUCUUCCACUUAUGCAGGAGCGGAACAAGUGGAACAAAACUAAGAGAAACUUCAGUCCUGGUGACCUCGUGGUCAUCGUCGAUGACACCGCCCCAAGGAACUCUUGGCUAAUGGGGCGUGUGGUGGAGGCUUUGCCAGGGGCCGAAGGUCUUGUCCGGAGCGUCAUGUGUGUUAAUGCUGGUCUGCUGUGUCUCCAGGUGGACGAGGAACUAGAGGCUCUGCUGGAGAACGGGGAGGGUCUGUAUGAUGAGAAGGAGGUGGUGUCUCUCUGCAGGCUGAUGGUCAGAGUGGAGACCAUGGAGCAGAAACUCAUCUGCCUCAAACUUAUACAAGAUACCCAGAGCCCAUCCUGUCUGAAGCAGUUCCUGGACCAUCACGGUCUGUCUCUACUGUGGAUCUUCAUGGUGGAGCUCUCUGAAGCCAAGGGCAACACUGUCAACAACAUCAAACUGCAGUUUCAGAUCAUGAAGACCCUGUCAGCGCUGCCUAUCUCCACUAAGAACAUGUUGGAGGAGAGUCAUGUCCUGAGCCUCAUCCAGCGCUGGGCCCAAACACACUCCAUCCCCCAGGCCCCCGGGGCCGAACAGGACGGCUACUCCAGUGAGAACAUGUCUCGCGCCCAGACCCCUCUCAACACUCCCGAUGGCUCCUCUGCCUCCGUCGCCAAACUGGGCCCUGAGUUGGACAGCGACACUCCCAAACGGGCCGUUUACCGUCGCCUCAAGAUCAGCGAGAACAGCCUGGACAGCGCCAUGUCGGACGCCAGCAAGGCCUCGGAUGGUAAGGAGGAGGAAGAGGAGGAUGAAGAGAUGGAGGACGAGGAGGUCUCGCGAUCUGAGCCUCCAGUGGAGAGCAGCAAACGGUCCAAGACAGAGCUGGUGGUUGAGGUCCAGGCUCAGACUCCCACAACGGAGGAGCUGACAGAAGAGCUGGUGGUUGAGGUCCAGGCUCAGACUCCCACAACGGAGGAGCUGACAGAAGAGCUGGUGGUUGAGGUCCAGGCUCAGACUCCCACAACGGAGGAGCUGACAGAAGAGCCAGUCACAGAGCUGGUGGUUGAGGUCCAGGCUCAGACUCCCACAAUGGAGGAGCUGCCAGAAGAGCCAGUCACAGAGCUGGUGGUUGAGGUCCAGGCUCAGACUCCCACAAUGGAGGAGCUGACAGAAGAGCCAGUCACAGAGCUGGUGGUUGAGGUCCAGGCUCAGACUCCCACAACGGAGGAGCUGACAGAAGAGCCAGUCACAGAGCUGAAGGAGACACCAGAGGAGGUGGUGGAGACCAUGGAGAUCACAGAACCCCAAGCGGAGAGCCAAGACGCUACAGAUCAGGAGGAGGUGAAUGAGAAGGGCGGUGACGAGGAGGUGAAAGACGAGAGGAGUGAGGGACAGAAGGAGAGCAGAGAGGAGGAGGAGCAGCAGCAGGCAAGUCAGUCAGUGGAGGAGAGGGAGGUUGUGGCAGGAGAGCAGGCCAACGUGGAGGUCCAGGAAUCAUCACAUAUUCAGACGGAAGUUACUGAGACCCCUUCAGCAGAGCAGCCUGCCGAGGAGAAGGAAGAGGAGACCACCACAGCAGAGACUGGGACUGAAGAUACAGAAAAGGCUCCAGGCAGCCAGGAACAUCCAGGCCAGGUGGCCCCCGAGGGUCCCCCGGAGGUGGCCCCUGGCACUGAGGACGCUGCCCAGGUAGUGACCCCUGCCUCGGAGGCCCCUCCACCUCCCUCUCCGGUGGUCCCCGUGGAGCCUGCGGCGGUGGGGACACCCUCGCAGGAUGAGGAGGAGGGUGUGUCUGAUGUAGAGAGCGAGAGGAGCCAGGAAGCCCUGCUCAGUGCUGUGGAUAUAGGAGACAUGGCUGCUAGGCUGCUGGACAGCUGGAAGGACCUGAAGGAGGUGUACAGGAUCCCCAAGAAGAGCCAGGUGGAGAAAGAGAUACACGAUCGUAGUCGAGACCGAGACGCCGCCCAGGCUCGCACCCAAUCCGGCAGCCGGGAACGUGAGAGGGAACGUGAGAGGGAACGUGAGAGGGAGCGGGACAGGGACAGGGAGAGGGACAGGGAACGAGAUCGAGAACGAGAACGGGACAGGGAGCGUGACCGGGAGCGUGACAGAGAAAGGGACAGGGACUGGGAGAGAGACCGGGACAGAGACUGGGACAGAGACUCUGAGAAGACACCCCGCAGCACAGAGAGACGGAGGAGACGUGCCUCCACCUCCCCACCGCCCUCAGCAUACGAGAGGAGCAGCAGGAGACAGGAGGACCGGUUUGACCUGGCUAACAGCAGUAAGAAGACCCGUUCCAUCACCAAGGAACGCACCAAGCUGUCCACAGAGGAGCGCAGGAAGCUGUUUGAGCAGGAGGUGGCCCAGCGCGAGGUCCAGAAACAACAACAACAACAGUUACAACAACAUCAACAACAACAGUUACAUCAACAACAACAGUUACAACAACAUCAACAACAACAGUUACAACAACAUCAACAACAACAUCAACAACAACAGUUACAACAACAACAACAACAACAACAACAGUUACAUCAACAGCGGCAGCAGCAGCUCCAGACUCUAGCCUACGAUGCAGCCCUGACCUACAAUACCAGCCCAGCUGGCUUCAUCCACUACCCCCCCGGCUACCCCCUCCAGACCUACGUGGACCCCGUCAACCCCAACGCAGGCAAGGUGCUGCUGCCUACCCCUCCCGUGGAGCCCCUGGUCCCAGCCACUCUGGUCUUGGAGCAGACCCCUCCUCAGGCUCUGAUCACCGAGCUGGGCAUGACCUCUCCCUCCUCUACCUCCCAGCCCCCUCCAGUCUCCAACCUCUCCAGCAUCUCCCAACACAUCCACCAACCCACUAGGCCUCUGGAGCUCCACCCCGGCACCGCCCAGCAGUAUGCCCAGCAGCCCAGCGUGGCGGGCCAGGACCCAGGUGGAGGCGUGCUGUCAGCCGUGUCAGCGCCCCCUCAGGUGUCGGCGGGCCAGGGGAGUUACGCCACGCUGUGGGACCCUACCACCCAGCAGGCUGUGACGGUACAGACCCAGGUAGCACCACAGUACCAGGUUGUCCCAGCACCACCUCCCACCCAGACAGCCAUCUACUACCAGGGCCAGCCCUGUCAGACCAUCUACAGUAUCCCCACGGCCUAUCCACAGGCUAACACACCUGUCCUGCAGGCCUACGCUGAUCCGGCUGCCAACUACCUCCAUGGUCAGCCGGUGUACACAGGUCACCAGCAAGGAGUGAUGGUUCAGCAGGGGGGUACGGUCACUACCAUCGUCACCUCACAGACUGUCCAGCAGGAGAUGCCCAACACUCUGUUAGUCCCCAACAGUAUGAUAGACCUGCCCCCUCCCUCUCCUCCCAAACCCAAAACCAUUGUUCUGCCCCCCAGCUGGAAGGUAGCACGGGACGGAGAGGGAAAGAUCUACUAUUAUCACGUCAUCACCAGGCAGACUCAGUGGGAUCCUCCCAGCAGCUGGGACGGGGUCAGUGAAGACUCUCACAGCUUAGACCACGAGGCUGAGAUGGACCUGGGGACGCCCACCUACGACGAGAACCCCUCCAAGUUCUCUACUAAGACAGCAGAGGCAGACACAUCCAGUGAGCUGGCCAAGAGGAGCAAGGAGACAUUCCGGAAAGAGAUGUCACAGUUCAUUGUGACCUGCUUGAAUCCGUUCCGGAAACCAGACUGCAAACUGGGACGCAUUGUCAACACCGAGGAUUUCAAACACCUUGCCAGAAAGCUAACUCACGGCGUGAUGAACAAGGAGCUGAAGUCCUGUAAGAACCCAGAGGACCUGGAGUGCAACGAGAACGUCAAGCACAAGACCAAGGAGUACAUCAAGAAAUACAUGCAGAAGUUCGGCAACAUCUACCGGCCCAAAGAGGACACUGAGCUGGACUAACACUGCGUCUGACUGGAGGAACAGAACGGGGAUCAAGACUUGAAAAUAUGAUUAGGCUACAGUUGUUUGGGGCCCACAAACGGUGAAAGGAGACACACUGAAACCCAGAUUAAAGUCAAGUCACGCUGGGAAACUGAACUGUGGAGGUGGGAUCACUCCAGACACAUAUUUAUGUUGACUAAGACUGUGUCUUAAACUGAUGCCUUGAAGGCUUGCCGCCGGGCCCACUGACUAAUGGGAGGGGACUAGUGGGAGGGGGGCGAGAAUCAUGACGAGGAGGGAGGUGUCUCCCAAGGGGCGGAGGCUCCAGGUGAAGUGUCCACAGAGAAGUGUGCGACACCUAGGCUGCGUCUCAACUAGCACCCUAUUCUCUGUGCCCUAUGUAGGGAAUAGGGUGCUGUUUGGCACUCAGACCCAGAGAGGGGUGCUACAUUGACCUAUAGUGUCACUAUCAUGUUAGCUUUCUACAUUUUUUUCCAGUUUAACUUUCUUACCUAACUAACAAUGUUUUCAAAUCUUAUCUACAUAUUCUCUCUAGAACUCUUCCUCCUCUGUCUGAAAAGGAUUCAUGAAAGAGUCAGACAUACCAUCAUUUUAAAUUGCUCUUCAAUGUUUUUCCACUGUUGGGAUGUUGCUGUAUGAAGUCCAGCAGUGGCAAUUAACCAGUCAAAAUGGAUCUGUGUAAAGAAAGACAAAAUCGCUGUUUGUCCAUAUGACUGGCUUUCCCCUGGUGCGCCCGCCCGCCACAUCCCCAAGCCAGCCAUUGACUCGACUAGGGUAUCUGGUGCCCUCCCUGCCUUCAGACCACAAUCCUCCGGAGCCUCUGUUGUUAUAUGAAUGCUUGAUGGAGGCUGGGUUCGGUUCGGAUGGAGGCUGGGUUCGGUUCGGAUGGAGGCUGGGUUCGGUCCGGAUUGAGGCUGGGUUCGGUCCGGAUGGAGGCUGGGUUCGGUCCGGAUGGAG